AUGGAAAAGGUCAUCGACGGAUCUACGAUUGCAGUAUUUGUUUACGGUGCUACAGGAUCUGGAAAAACUUACACAAUGGUUGGCAACAAGAAUGCGCCGGGUUUGAUGGACCGAACGAUUGAUGACUUGAUGAGCAGACUUGGCGGUGAACAGGAAAGUCUCGCCCCCGUUUACAACGAAAAAGUCCGCGAUCUUCUUCAGCCGAUGGUGUGCCCGAUAGAGCUUCGAGAAGAUUCGACCGGUAAUCUGAUUUUGCAAGGAUUAUCGCAGAUCGAAAUCAGUUCCCCUGAAGAAGGCAAACAGCUGCUCGCCGACGGCAAUCGACGUAGAACAAGGAAGUCUACACCGCUGAACUACCGUUCGAGCCGUGCUCACACUAUUUUAUUGAUCAUGGCGUCAAGCAGAGUGAACAAGCAUAAGCAAGGAAAACUGUACUUGAUCGACUUAGCAGGCUUUGAAAGAGCUGGAAAAACUCAGGUAAGCCAUACGGCACACUUACUUCAAAUAAGGCGGUAAUG
Soboliphyme baturini is the source of this 518-nucleotide messenger RNA. Lineage: Eukaryota; Metazoa; Nematoda; Enoplea; Dioctophymatida; Soboliphymatidae. The record is from the annotation of a GenBank genome assembly.